AUGUCCGAAGAGACAGGAAUGUACGGCGAGUUUGGCCAGGGCAGCGGGAGCAAGCGCAAGCGUACGAUGGAAUGGGCCAUGGAGGUGCCUGAGGCAGAUGUGCGUCUACUCAUCGAGUCACAGUCGAGUCCACACGAGAGACAGCAUGAAGAUGUUCACGACCACGACGACCAUGGCAGCCACACACCCAAGCGGAGCCGUCCAUCGCCAUCGCCCAAGCAGCAGCCUCGCAGCAUACGCCGCAAAGACGCCCGCUACGGCCUGUCAUCGCUAAACAAGCGCCAGGCAGAGCCUGUCGACGUCCACAUCUCGGACAAUACACGCCCAUCCCGCUUCCAAGAAGGCAGCAUGUCGGACAAGCCCAGCGCCCAGCCGCCCAGUGUCUUUACUCGCGACUACUCAAACCAUGGCCAGCCCGCUUUGGCCAACGUCGACGAUCUGAUGACCCAAUACCACCAAGAGAACUCGACCCCGGCAGUUUAUAACACCCUCAGACCUGCCGUCAACCAUCCUCUCCAGGAUGAGUCGGUCGACCUCCGUCCAACUCCACCUUUCAGUGCCCCUACCUUCGACUCGAUUCCUCCCUCGACGACAGCAUCUGUCAAGCCCGCUGGCGGUCUCUUCCGCUUCGGCAAGAUGUUCGCAUCAACCUUCAACCCUGCAAACGUAUGGGAAUCUUUCUCACGCACCUGGAAAGAGUCCAAGGAAGAUCUUACUGUUAGAAACAUCGAAGAGAACCGCAAGCGCGCUCAGGACGACAAGGCCAUGUAUGAACAGGCAUAUCAGGAACUUAAGAAGUCCGGCCAGUUCAACUUUACCGUUGUACCCAACAAGGCUCUGACAUCGCCUCGUCUCGGUGGAAACAGCCAAUUCGGCUCGCCUGUACGCCAGCCUUUGACUUCUCCCCGUCAUGCUGCCGCCUAUGCCCACCUACGCCCAGAUGCCGAUUUCCCUUACCCGCGUGACAACUCGCUUGACUCAACCGUCGACCCUGCUGCACCACCGCAGCUGGCUGCUCUGUUCAAACGAGAUAGCGACCCGACUACAGAGCCAAAGUCCCCUCAACAUCUGUCUCCCGAGAAGCCUUUGAACAAACGCAAGUCAUUCUUCACCUUGCGCAGUGCUUCUCUUCGUGCACCUUCCUUGAGCUCUCUGAGGCGCGGUCGCUCCCGUGUCAAUCUGAGUGAGACUGUUGUACGCUCUUCGGAAGACAACUACAAGAGAACUCCGUCUAUGUCACCCGAGAAGCCUGUCCCUCACAACCACCUCACUCUCCAAUCAUUGCCUCGCAGUCAGUCUAAGAAGGAGCUGAAUCGGGCAGUGAAGUUGAACAAGCGCGUCAGUGAUCUCGAGGUCAAACUUGCCGACGCUCGUCGUGAGUUGAACAACGCCAUCACCAACGCCUCUCCCCUUCCGCCCCUUCCUUCCAGAUUCGAGAAGUUCACUCCUACUUCAAAAUCCAAAUUCACUAGGGCUAGAUUUGGUUUGAGCGGUAGCAAGUUACCUUCUCUUCCUUCAGAGAGCUUGAUCCAAGCAGAGUCUCUCGCUCAGGCCCAGAACACUCCCUCGCUCGUCAGACCGAAGCCUACUCACUCUCAAUCCUUUGACUUGACUCACCUCCGGAGCCCCGCUCAACAAAGAGAGUCCGUCAUUGUGCUCGACACUCCUCGCUCAGAGAUUCAGUCCUUCUUGCCUGUCGAUUACUACAAUCAAGCACCCAUGGAUCCAGCUGCUCUUGCCUCUUCCGAGGUCGCAGACCAAAGUGAAGCUGAGAACCGUACCAGUUUGGAUGACAAACUCAAAGCUAUCGAUGCUAGCAUCAAAUCAAGAACCAAAAGACUCCUACCAAAAAGCGCAAGAGUGCUUCCAAGGAUGACGGUCUUUACAAGCCUCCAGCAGACGAAGAGGAAGAUGAACUAG
This is a messenger RNA of Aureobasidium musti, 1920 nucleotides long. Lineage: Eukaryota; Fungi; Ascomycota; Dothideomycetes; Dothideales; Saccotheciaceae. The record is from the annotation of a GenBank genome assembly.